This is a messenger RNA of Lineus longissimus, 6497 nucleotides long. RefSeq names its product cAMP-dependent protein kinase type II regulatory subunit-like. Gene Ontology annotation, molecular function: protein kinase A catalytic subunit binding; cAMP binding; cAMP-dependent protein kinase inhibitor activity. Lineage: Eukaryota; Metazoa; Nemertea; Pilidiophora; Heteronemertea; Lineidae. The record is from RefSeq and is a predicted model, not a curated record. Gene Ontology annotation, biological process: negative regulation of cAMP-dependent protein kinase activity. The coding region runs from base 315 to 1409 and encodes 364 amino acids. Gene Ontology annotation, cellular component: cAMP-dependent protein kinase complex. The transcript has 13 exons.
GGAUAAGUUAUCAUUUACCUGAUCUGUCGUUUGUACUCCAAACUUUAGACUCGUUCACUGCUCGUGGAUAAUUCUAUUAUGACCGGAUAAUUGUUACGUUGCCAUGGAAACGCAGCUGUUCUGAGUGGCUUGCCUCCCGUCUCUCUCGUUCUCCAUGGCUACAUCACACGAUGACAUUAUAGGCUAGGUGCCGUGGUACCGGUGUGUUAUAGUCUAAUAGUGCAGGGGCAGUGUUUCUAGUGUGUUUGUCUCUUUUAGCAUAAGCCACGUAGAUAUUCAUUUUAUCAUUCACAUAGGAUUAUUAGCUUUAUAGAAUGGAGAAUACUGACCAGAAUGCGACGACUGCAAACGCAACGCAAGGAACUAGACGUCGGGAAAAUGGAACGCCAAGUUUAUUGCUGUGUUGCUGCGGACAACUGUCAAGUCGGCGCAUUCAGCGCCAGAAUCGUAAUAUAGAGUUAGAAAUUGAGGGCGAACCUCCAAAGAACAGGUUCAUGCGAAGAAAAUCAGUAUCUGCAGAACGAUACGAUCCAGAAGCUGAUGAAGAUGAUGGGGAGGCAACGGCGGUGUUUCCAAAAAGUGACGAACAAAGAAAAAGUUUGAAUGAAGCUGUAAAACACAUCCUCCUAUUUAAGAGUUUAGAACUGGAACAAAUGCAAACAGUUAUUGAUGCUAUGUUUGAAAAAAAGGUGGAGCCUGGUUUCCAUGUCAUAGAUCAGGGAGACGAUGGGGACAACUUCUACGUCAUUCUCAGCGGAACUUACGAUAUCUUUGUAGAAAUAGAGGGAAAACCAAAAUGUAUAGGAAAUUAUGACAAUCAGGGAAGCUUUGGAGAGCUAGCGCUGAUGUACAACAUGCCAAGAGCUGCCACUAUAGUUGCCACAUCCAAUGGCACAUUAUGGGCCAUGGACCGGUCGACCUUUAGAAAAAUAGUUCUGAAGAAUGCAUACAACAAGAGGAAGAUGUAUGAAACUCUCUUAGAAAACGUGCCCAUGCUCAGUACCAUCAAUCCAUAUGAGAGAAUGAAUGUUGCAGAUGCUUUACAUUCCAAAACAUUUGAAGAUGGCGAUGUCAUUAUCAAACAGGGAGACACGGCUGACUGUAUGUAUUUUGUUGAAGAUGGAGAAGUUAGAAUUACCAUGACAAAUGUUAAUGAUCCAGACACUGAAGUAGAGUUAACAAGAUGUACAAAAGGACAGUACUUUGGAGAAUUAGCCCUCGUCACACAUAAACCUCGGGCAGCAUCAGUCAUGGCUGUUGGAAAAACCAAACUUGCAGUGUUGGAUGUGGAUGCGUUUGAACGCCUUCUCGGUCCGUGCAUGGAAGUCAUGAAGAGAAAUAUAGACGAAUACGAAGAACAGCUCGUACGAAUGUUUGGAUCAAAAAGCAACAUAUCCGAUCUCCGAUAGUCGCAAUCAUCAUUAUUUUUCUAAGAUCAAAAUAAAACCAUGGAUCAUUUUGAUGUAAAGACACUUCCAACAAGUAAAAUUGGUCAACUUUGCAGUUUCAAGUGAUAAGAAUUGCCCAAUUAGUUAAUAGGUGAUUUGUUCAAAUUACUAGUGUGCUGAGUCAGCACAUUUCUCCCGCUGAUUGUGGGAAAUGUAAAUAAUAUUUCGUUGACGGUUUCUUGAGACGAAGACAAUUAAGCGCCACGGAAACAAGCGAUUUAAAUUGCAGUGCAUGCAACAAAACUUGCUUGUUUGCAGUGGUCAUCACAGUGCCUGCGACAAGAAUUGCUGAUCGCGGUGACCUGCAAUCAGUUCGAACCCAGUGAUUAUUGGUUUUAAUACCCACUAACGAGAGGCACAUAGCAGUGAUAAUAAUUGCAAGUAACGGUGAUUUAAAUUCCUUGUUUUCGGGGCACUUAAAUGAAUAAAGAUCAUUUUAGACUGUUAGACUGUUUGAAUGCUGCAGUGACAUUUUUCUCCUGAAAGGCAUUUUGUAAGUUCAACAAGAAAUCAUUCAGUUGUUCAGUGUGUGGGGGUUCUUUCUCGUAUCAAUUAUUCAAGACACAGUGUAAAGUCACGGACAGGUAUUUGUUGAUCAUUUUUUCAAGGCUUUCUCUCGAGGACCUCACAGUCUGGUACAAGUUGAUGUUCCCAGGUUAGUCCUAGUACAUUUAUUUCAUCGGUCAUGUUCAAGGUAUAGAAGUUGUUUUUACAACCAAGCUGAUGUGGAGAAGUGCAUCCUAACACCUUGUGUUUGUUGAGUAUCAACAUAUGAAUAUAAAUAUAUUUUGAUUCUUACCCUUGUGUUAAAUUUGAUCAAAAUGAUUUCUUCAUUAUUAUUCGAUACAGCUACGAGUUGUAGCAGCUGUAAAUAUGUGUCUCAUGAAAACCUGUAUUUUUCAUUGUGUGUACAACAAUUAUAUUUUAUCCACUAAACAUGAUAGAGUUAAUGAGAUCUGGUACAGAAGGGAAUAUGAUAGCAUCCAUUUUUAUACACAAUAGAAAGUGCAUACGAGCAACGUGUGAUAUUUAUCACAUGCAACAAAGAUUGCUUGUCUGUUGGGGGUCAUUGCAGUUGCCCGCGAUAAAGAUUGGUCAUCAGUGUGGGAUGCAAUAACCUCAAACCUAAUGCUGACUGAUUUGCCCACAGAGACUCGUAACUUAACGCAGCAGUAAGCUUUGUACAUCGCUGCGAUAAAAACACUUGUCUGCAAUGGGCCUAACAGGUCAAGAUCCUCUUACAUGUCUUAGCAAUGUCCUCGGCUUUCUCUUCACUUUUCCCAAGUUUUCUUUUAUCGCACGAGUAUUUGAAGAGUUUCAUCGCAAAACAAUAUAUUCAUUUUUGCCAUUUUGAGAAAAUUGGUUUCGAAGUUUGAAUCUAACUGAAAAUCCAUUGGAAACUUUUGGACGUUUUUGUCAUAGAAGUUCUACUGUUGUCCCGAAUUCUCUGAACUGUGUAGGACUGAUCAGAGAUCGUAUGGGCAUUGCCGUGGUCCAAUCAACUCUAAAAUGCUGGAUAUGGAGCAUGUCAUUUUUUGCGAUGAAACUAUUCAUUUAGUACCUCUAUCUACAAUAACCAAAAAUACUGAACAUUGCUAAAAACCGUCAAGCUUGGGGUGAAUCAAAUACUUCACAACAUAAUGUAGUUUCUGGAUUAAUAUACAUUUAUUUAAGUUUUGAAAAGUAAUUCUUGUGAUGAUUAUGUAAUUAUUUUAAUCGAUAUAUUAGUUAUUUAAGGAAAAUUAUUAGAGGUUGCUUCAUUCUGGCACGACUGGAUUUUAGGCUGUGCACACUGGUUGCCUGGCUAGAGUAUUCUCGAAUGUAACAAAGCAAUACACGCAAGUUAAAAGAUAGAAUAAAUUUCGGUGUUUUCUAACUUUGUGCAAAAAGACUGAAUAUAACCUUACUUUGUAGAGCAGAAUAGAAUUUAUGAAUCUGGAUUGAAGACUUUAUUGUGGCCGUAAUUUUUGUGCUGUUCUUGUUCAGUAUUCCCAAAAAACAAUGAAAAUGCACCACGGUCAGGAAAGUGUGCACACAGUUUGUGCUAAAUUUCUAUAAAAUUCAAGGUAGUUUCACCAAGAAUAUUUUUUUUAGCCUGGGAAGCAGGCCUGAGCAAAGGCCUGUCAUUUGUGUUGUAGUAUUGCCAAGGUCUUUGUUAUGUCUGAUUCUGUUGUUGCAUUUCGAUAGCAUUCCCAAACGGGUACAGAAAUCUAGUAAUUCAUUAUUUUGUUUUGUUUCAUUAGCAGUAACAUAUCAAAAGAAAAUGACUGACAAUAACCAUUGGAUAUUUACAUUGUAAUGAUAAUAUUAAUAACAAUAAUAAACACUAAUAAACACUAAUAUAGUGCCUUUUCAAGGCCGGAUCAAGGCAUUGCUCCACUGAAGAUGGUCCUGACUCAGCCAAGUCUUGAGCCGACCUCAUGAUAUGUCAUCACAGUAAAUGUUUGGAGAGAGUUCUCAUGCAGACACCAGUACAUUUUCACCAAAGGAAAUUAUUUUGUCAUUAGUUAAAAGUUUCUGCAAGACAUAAAGUAUACUGAUCAUUUCAACAUUUUCCUGAGAAACUAAGGGGUAUCUCAAUCCUGAUGGUGUCUGGUAUAGUGUGUGUAGAAUAUUGUUUGUAGUAGUAUAUCCCUAUGGACAGCAUACUGCAGUGGCGGAUCCCGGAUUCGAAGAGAGAGGGGGCACCUCGGUGCUACACACCACUGUAGAUCCAUCACUGUAGUUUACUGGGGUUGAAAUGAACUGCAGGUCUUCCCCUAACUUCCUCAAUAUGCUCUGUCUAGAUUAAUGGGAUGUAUCAAUUGAUAUAUCUUCACCUCAUUACCACCAAAAACGUAUUACUUUUGAAGUGAUACGUUAACCCUGAACUGUGAAUUGACUUGUAUGAUAAGUGCAGUGCAAUGACGAGAUGGUAGAAAAGUUCUCGUUACAUGUCUUGUGCUUUGAUUUCAGUCUGUUAAAGAGAUGGAGGCAUGGGCUGCAAACUGAACUGCUUAUAUCAAAGAAUGGAAUCUGUACUGUCAUCUAGAGGCAACCUGCUAAUCUCUCACCAGGGCCUACUUGUACGCUGAGAGGCCUCCUUUGAUAUUGUUCAUAACUGUAUUGGCAUUGUUGUCAUCCUCAAAGUCCAGUUUUUCCUUGUCUAGACCCUUCUACAGUUGUUGUUUUUGUAUCGAACUUGCCGACUGUUGUUUGCGUAACUCUCACCAGAGGCUGUAUUGUUCUGGUAAAUAGUGAUUGUACCAUUUUGAGCCAUGGCUUGCUAUCCUGAUAUUUCAUCUUGAGCCAUGGCUUACUCAGCUGUUGUUCGUGGUGAUGGUACCAUCUUGAGCCAUGGCUUACUCAGCUGUUGUUUAUGGUGAUGGUACCAUCUUGAGCCAUGGCUUGCUAUCCUGAUAUUUCAUCUUGAGCCAUGGCUUACUCAGCUGUUGUUCAUGGUGAUGGUACUAUCUUAAGCCAUGGCUUGCUCAGCUGUUGUUUAUGGUGAUGGUACCAUCUUGAGCCAUGGCUUACUCAGCUGUUCAUGGUGAUGGUGCAAUCUUGAGCCAUGGCUUACUCGGCUGCAGUUCAUUGUGAUGGUACCAUCCUGAGCCAUGGCUUGGUGAGCUGUAAUGUUCAUAUCACAUAGAGAUUGCCUCAGAUGAUUACUAUAUGUUUAUUUCCUAUAUUUCCUGUAGUCAGUGUUCCCUGUACUCGACACAAUGUAAAAAAUAAUUGAUAAGGUUCUGUACACAUGUCCCCUUCCCUUUGAAGGUGACUCUGAAUAUUUUCCAGGUGAACCAUUUAACAGCAAAUUUGACAACUGGUAAAAAUUCAGUAUAGCACUUCUUGUUUAUUUGUCUACUGCUGGACAAGUUCAUGUUUAUGGUACAGUUUGUCUUCUAUAUCUGUAAGAAGUUUGUGAAUUACAGUUUGACCUGUUUCAUACAAACAGUCAUUGACCUCACCCUGUAGUACCAUUGACCUGAAAACAGACCCCAGCCAGCAAUAGAAUUUAAAAUAUCAUAUUUUGUGUACUUAAGCAUAUUGCUAUAUCCAUGUGCUCGCCAAAACUACAAAUUUGACUUCCAGAUUUUCUCUUUUUUUUCCAUGUUAGCUCUGAAAUAUGCCACUGGAGUGUCUUCAUACUACCAGAUAUCCAUUAUACUAAAAUUGUUGAAAUUGGUUAAAAUCAUCAUGAUAUCAACUGAAAAAAAAUCAGGUGAGCUUUGCUAACAUGAAAAUGCUGCACUGCUGGUUUGAUUAAGAGUAUUUCUAAAAGGUAUGAGGUAUUUCAUUUGGGCUUGGGUUAACUAAUUGACGUUGUUUACACCGGAAACUUGCAAGUAAUUUUGGUAUAUGUUACAAGGUGAAGUAUGAGUUUCUGGAGUACCAAAUACAUUGACAUCCUGUGUUGCAUACCCCGGAUAACAACUUAAAACACUCGUUUUUUAACUAUUUAUAUUUGUAUGAUAUACACUGUAAGAGAGCACUAUAUAAGUCCCAGGGACUUAAGACACCAGAAAACUUUAGUCAGGUUUUCUGUGGUCUUGUCCCAAUUCUAACUCAGGGCAUUUAAAAAGAGGUUUUGAAGUCGUUAUCCUGUUUAGAGAUGAUAUGCAUCUCAGUUUUUACAAAAAUUGACUCCACAUGAAAGCCUGCCGCACAAAAUCUGGUCUGGGCUUCAUCCAUAGUACACCUCGGUCAUCUGUUGAAGGUCAUCCAAUAACUUCUCAUAUACUGGUAGUGGUGGAUAUUUUCUUCCAAAAUGACCCGAACUGUCUUUGUAGUGGACUAUUUUAGUCUUGCAGUUUUUCUUCUCAUGAAAAUGGAGAUCUUGAAGGAAGAUUUUCUUGGCUGAAAUGAAAUAGAGUUUUCUUCUGAUGCGAUCAACACUGCAGGCAAUGUCCAGCGUAUGCUUCGUGAAAAAAUUAAGGAGUGGUUGUUUUCAGGUCAAAUCCUCUGUAGAUAUGUUUGUUUAUAAUUAGUUCUUACUAUGUACAUGAUGUAAUGAUGAGUUUCCUGUUAAACAUGUCAUUUGAAGAAAUAAAUUGGUGAAUAAUUAAU